Molecule: messenger RNA, 666 nt
Organism: Zasmidium cellare ATCC 36951
Lineage: Eukaryota; Fungi; Ascomycota; Dothideomycetes; Mycosphaerellales; Mycosphaerellaceae
Exons: 4
Coding region: 1-666 (221 amino acids)
Biological process (GO): endosome transport via multivesicular body sorting pathway; late endosome to vacuole transport; protein transport
Cellular component (GO): ESCRT III complex; multivesicular body
Source: RefSeq, a predicted model, not a curated record
AUGAAUAUCAUCGAAUGGGCCUUCGGCAAACGCAUGACGCCCGCCGAGCGUCUGCGCAAACACCAACGCGCGCUCGAAAAGACGCAACGAGAACUCGACCGCGAGCGAACAAAGCUCGAACAACAGGAGAAGAAACUCGUCGCCGAGAUCAAAAAGAACGCCAAGAAUGGACAGAUGGGCGCGGUGAAGGUGCAGGCGAAGGACUUGGUUCGGACGAGGAGGUAUAUCCAGAAGUUCUAUCAGAUGAGGACGCAGUUGCAGGCGAUUUCGUUGAGGAUACAGACUGUGAGGAGUAACGAGCAGAUGAUGCAGAGCAUGAAGGGCGCGACGCAGCUUUUGGGGAGCAUGAACCGACAGAUGAAUCUCCCGGCGCUGCAGCGGAUAGCGAUGGAGUUUGAGAAGGAGAAUGAUAUCAUGGAUCAGCGACAGGAGAUGAUGGACGAUGCGAUUGAUGAUGUUACCGGGUUGGAGGAUGAGGAGGAGAGUGAGGAGGUUGUCACUCAAGUGCUUGACGAGAUCGGCGUGGAUCUUGGACAGGCUCUGGGAGAAACGCCUCAAGGUCUACAGAAGAACGCCGUGGCCGAUGGCAAGGUGGCUCAAGCCAUUGGUGGUGGAGAUCCGGGAGAUGAUGACCUCCAGGCGAGACUGGAUAGCUUACGAAGAUAG